Molecule: messenger RNA, 1809 nt
Organism: Lottia gigantea (owl limpet)
Lineage: Eukaryota; Metazoa; Mollusca; Gastropoda; Lottiidae
Exons: 14
Coding region: 1-1809 (602 amino acids)
Molecular function (GO): protein binding
Source: RefSeq, a predicted model, not a curated record
AUGGCGAUAGUUGUGUUACUGAUAGGAAUAUUAACUCAAACAAUAUUAGGUCAAGUUAUAAUAAAUACUGAACCUAAUGAACUGGUUGAUAGAGAAUCAGGUCAAGUUAUAAUAAAUACUGAACCUAAUGAACUAGUUGAUGGAGAAUCUGGUCAAGUUAUAAUAAAUACUGAACCUAAUGAACUAGUUGAUGGAGAAUCUGGUCAAGUUAUAAUAAAUACUGAACCUAAUAAACUAGUUGAUGGAGAAUCUGGUAGUGUUACCUGUUCUUAUAACAAUGCUUAUACAAUAACUUUAUCCCGAUCUGGUGAUGAUAGUAAUAUAGCUAACUGUUUGGUUACUAUACAAGAACAAGACUGUAAUAUCCUAAAUCCUGGACGACCAAACAAUUACACCGACUAUAGAGGAUUCUAUACAGCAUCUAAAACAACUACUAGUGUAAGUAUACAUAUUGAUACAGUAUCUAAACAAAGAGAUGAUGGUAUCUGGAGAUGUAGAGUGGAUGAACUUCCAUCUGAAUCAUUUCAAACCAAUAAAACUAUUAAUGUUAAAGUACCAGUUAAAGGUGUCGAAAUAGGAAAUAAAAACAGUCUAAAUCUAGUAAAUGGGGUGUCUACCACAAUGAAUUGUAAAGUCACCUAUAAUCCUGAUCCAGUAAUAAAUUAUAGAUGGUUUAUAGUAGAAACAAAUCAAACAUUAUCAACAUCAUCAUCUUUCCAGUUGACACCAAAUAAAAAUCAAAAUGGUCAAACUCUAUCAUGUUCAGCAGACAAUGGAUAUGGUAGUAGUAAAUCUGAUACUGUUAUUCUAGAUGUUCAGUAUAAACGAAGUAUAUUUUAUAUUACGGAUAAACCAAAUAAACCAAGUAUAUUUUAUAUUACAGACAAACGAAGUAUAUUUUAUAUUACGGAUAAACCAAAUAAACCAAGUAUAUUUUAUAUUACAGAUAAACGAAGUAUAUUUUAUAUUACAGAUAAACCAAAUAAACCAAGUAUAUUUUAUAUUACAGAAAAACCAACUGCACCAAAUCUGCCUAGUACCAUAACCAUUCAACCGCCACAAUCCAUAAUUUGUGUUGAGUGGACACCAGGAUUUAAUGGAGGAGCAUCACAAAGUUUUAUAGUUCAACAUUCUACUGAUGAUAAAAUAUGGGUCAAUUCGUCCACAAUACCAAAUGGUAUCAAUAAUGACCGAGUUGACUAUUGUAUAGAAGAAUUAGAACCAGAUACUAGUUAUUAUAUCAGAGUGAUAGCUAGUAAUAAAUAUGGUGAAAGUAUGACAGCUAGUUUUCUGGGAUUUAACAUGUCCGCCGACUGCAGUAAGAAUAUUAAUUGUGGUGACACCAAUGAUAUCAAUACUAGUUAUAGCAGUGGUUAUAACAAUGGACUUGGUGCUGGUAUUGGAAUAGGUGUAGGGAUAUCUAUAGCUAUAGCAGUGAUGGUUGCUACAGCAAUAUUUAUUUAUAGAUAUUGGUCAGGUCUGAGAUUAAUAUUAUUUGCUAAGAUUCUGGUUCUGGCAACACACUUAAAAAUUGAUAUUUGCUAUAUGGUAAUUAAAGUUAACAGAUUGUACCUAAUUAAUGUAUUUACUUGGAUUAUUGCUAGAAAAGGUUGGAAGAAGCAAACAUGUUCUCUCCUUUUAUUUAAGGCAAACGAAAGAAAGUUGAAGAAAAAUGACACACAAACAUAUCAAGAAUUAGAUACAGUCAACAAUACAGCUAGAAUACAAUCAGAUAAUAGUUCUAAUGUUGAUAGAAACGAUGCUAAUAUAGAUGAUAUUAGACCAUAUGCUAAUCUUGGUAAAAGUUAA